Molecule: messenger RNA, 2419 nt
Organism: Cladophialophora immunda
Lineage: Eukaryota; Fungi; Ascomycota; Eurotiomycetes; Chaetothyriales; Herpotrichiellaceae
Exons: 3
Coding region: 323-2239 (638 amino acids)
Biological process (GO): glycerol transmembrane transport; water transport
Cellular component (GO): plasma membrane
Molecular function (GO): glycerol channel activity; water channel activity
Source: RefSeq, a predicted model, not a curated record
GCUUGGAGCUUCUACAGAAUGAAAUCUGUCGAUGUCGACCAUGGUACACAUCCAACUGAACACACCAGGAGAUCAAUCUCCAGGGUGGCAUUGGGCUGUGCCUUGCCCUUUCUCACAAAUAUCCGGGGAGAUGGCUAGGUAUUUGUAGCAUCCCCUGAGUCAAGACGGCUCUCAAACCGAUACCCCUCUUUCUCACCCCGGAUCGGAUGCAAGGGUAUUCGAACACUUUGGAUCCUGACAGACUCUGUUAGCAGCAGGCGAUCCGAGCCGCAGAACUUUGAUAUCAUAUCUACCUAGUUUGAGAUAACUUGCUGGAUGAACAAUGGAGAACAAUGAACAAGCCACAAGCCCCGAGGGAGCGUCAAGGGUGUCAACACGAGACACAUCUCGUGUGCUCUCCAGAGACUACGCUGAGCAGGACCUGUCGAGGUCACCGUCCCAGCAUCAGUCUCGUGCGAGGUACACCGAAUUCAAUUUUGGCCCUGCGACACUGCGUCAUCGCAUCAGCAGCCUAGGAACGAGUCCGAAUCCAAGCCCUGCCCCAGCACGGGCUUGGGGGAGAGAUUAUGCCGAUUCCAGCAGAAGAUCUGUUGCCAUUGCUGCGCCUUCAACACGGGGGGAUGCCACUGAUACUGCAUCCCGCAAAUUCUCGCUGGCAGGCCCACCAGCCUUGGAUACUUUGGCCGCCAACCAGCCAUACAUUGAUCCGGGAUAUACACAACUUAAUCCUGCCUAUGACCAGCCAGUGAAUGUCCGGCCAGUAUGGGGGCUGGCCAAACCUUUGCCUCGUGUGCUGAGACCUGGCAUGGUUCCAGCGAAGGACGAGCUUGAACAAGAAGUCCAAGAAGAAGAAAGAGAGGUCUCUCAGCCACUGAUGGCAGAUGUUGAAGCUGGCAGAAUCGAACCCUCUCUUAGGCUGGACAAGGUAUCCUCCCAGCUGGACAGCAUCCGACGGGAGAGGGAAAUAUCUUUAUACCGGUCCUACCAAAACCAGUACCAAGAGUCGCCGGCGUUUUCGCCCUUUGGUGUCGGUCGAAGAACUUCAGACGCACCAACUGAAACAUUCCACACUCGGAUUCGACCAGAAGAUACGAUCGAGGAAGAAGUAGGCUCCGAUUCACAGCAGGCAGAACAACUCGAGCCGCCGGAGCUGUCAUUGCCCGAAGCAGUGGCAAAUGUGAAACAAGCAAAGGAGGAAGAGGAAAUACAAGACCUGCCCUACCAAGAUGCAGUUCCUCUGGCCACUUACCAGGCCGAAGACGAAGAGGUCCACAACCUGCAUACGUAUUGGUCGAUUAUCCGCCUGCGCUUUCGUGAGCCGUUGGCCGAGCUCCUAGCAAUCAUGGUUCAGUACACGCUCGGGUUCAGCGCCAACCUGUCAAUGACUGUCUCGCGUGGCACAGCUGGGGCCAACGAUACAGGAACCUGGGCAUGGGGUCUUGCGACUAUGAUCGCCAUCUAUAUCGCUGGCGGGAUAUCCGGCGCUCACCUGAACCCGGCAAUAUCCCUCAUGCUCUACAUCUAUCGGGGAUUCCCCUUGCGCAAAAUGCCUGCCUAUGUCGCCGCACAAAUGCUGGGUGCUUUCCUUGCAGCUUUGAUUGCCUUCAGUAUCUUCCGACCCGGCCUCAACGCUCUAGAGCUAAGUUUGGCCCAAGAGCAAAAACAUCUGCUGCUGGAAUCGACGUCGACUGAAAGCUUGGCUUCAGCUUCAGCUUCAGCUUUACCACAUGCCUCGUCCGCAUCAACGGUGGUAUUAUCGAAUUUCCUCACCUUCCCACGCGCCAUUUGGGUCGAUAGCGGGACAGCAUACCUUGCCGAACUCAUGGGGACGGCUAUCCUGACUGUCUCGGUGCUUGCUCUGGGCGAUGACACCAAUGCUCCUCCUGGGGCUGGAAUGAAUGCCUUCAUAGUCGGCCUCUUGGUUACCGUCCUCGGCAUGGCAUUCGGCUACAUCACCGGUCUGGCCAUGAACCCAGCCCGCGACUUCGGUCCCCGCCUCGCCAUGCUCGUCCUCGGCUACGGCAACCUCAAAACUCUCUUCGCAGACGGCUACUGGCUCAAGGUGGCAUGGUUAGGGCCCAUUACCGGUGCAAUUUUGGGGGGUUUCCUUUACGACGCGGCAAUCUUCGUUGGCGGCGAAAGUCCCGUGAACUAUCCCACGAGACGGAUUCGACGAGCUGCGCGGAAGUGGAGGAAGCGUUGGAAGGCGAGGAUGAACUUUAGACGUACAAAACGGUGAAGUUUGUACGAGGAGGAGUGGAACUUUGUGAACCGGAUUUACAUUGAGAUAAGGGUCCAUUCGUUGACGAACAGACAUGCUGAAGAAUGUAUAAUCUGGUGCUGUUGUUAUUACUCGGGAAAAGAUGUUGUAGGCGUCAAAACGGUACUGGAGUUUGGAGGCUGUUAUGUCCCAAUCCCG